Lacerta agilis (Sand lizard) is the source of this 1206-nucleotide messenger RNA. It is a transcript of the gene FAM163A, whose product is annotated as family with sequence similarity 163 member A. The coding region runs from base 310 to 810 and encodes 166 amino acids. Lineage: Eukaryota; Metazoa; Chordata; Lepidosauria; Squamata; Lacertidae. The record is from RefSeq and is a predicted model, not a curated record. The transcript is spliced from 5 exons.
GGCGCGUUGUGCGCCACCUCCCUCCUGCCCGCGCCGCUGCGCUCCCGCCGCCUUUGCUGCCAGUCUACACACUUUCCAUCCGCCACUGCCUUGCGUGCUGGGACCAGGGGUGCUCAGACCCUCGCAGGAUAGGCAAUCGGCCCAUCCAGCCGAAACAGAGACGCUUCCGAGAAAUGGACUGAUCUAUGUGACGAUGUGGAGCUUUUGACAGCGGUCUGCACCUCUCAGGACCAUGUGACAGGUGCCAUUUGAGAUAGUUUCAGAGCCCAGCGCACCCUUCACUGAACAGUUUGAUGGAGAAUCGGUCGGAUGACAGCAGGAACUGUUGUAAUCACUGGAGGAAUACUAGCGACAGUGAUCUUACUGUGUAUCAUUGCUGUUCUGUGCUAUUGUAGGCUACAGUAUUAUUGCUGCAAGAAAGAUGACGCUGAUGAAGAGGAAGAGGAGGAAGAGGAGGAGGAGCAGGAGGAGACCGACCUUCCUUCACACUCGCACUAUGCCAUGUGCAACGCUUGCAACUCUCGCAUCAUGGACGGGCAGAGCAGCAACUCCUUUCCGCCCCACGAGAUUAACAAGCCAGGCAAUCGGAACCAUUGCCCGGCCUGCUCCCCCUAUGGCUCCCCCUUUUACAUACGGACCGCCGACCUGGUGCGUAACGGGGGCGAGAGGAUCACCUACAUGCCUACGUGCUGCAAAGAAAUGGGGCUGCCCCUCAAAAUGGCUGGCCUCCAGAGUUUCCCGGUGACCCACCACCACUGCAUCGUACACGAGACCUUUCCCAACUCGAGGGCUUUCAGUACAGAAGUCUGACCGCAACCGGUUACGGCCGUAGGGUGCUUCGGUGUGAUCCCCUUGGGGCAGUGGGGAUUGCUACGGAAACCUUUCAACAAAAACGGAACAUGCAUCCAAGACCCGACGUUGUUCCUGAUCGUUGCAGCAAGGCUCUUCUUAUUAAGAGGGAAAGUAGUGACAUUGCGCCCAAGACAUUGAACUUGGUGGUUUUUGAACCUGCAAGCAGUGUUGGGUCCGCUGAAGGGUCUUGUCUUAGGAGGGCUAUGUACAGUACAAACUAACUAACUUGUAUUUAAACACUCUUGCAGGUCCACCCUGACCCCACAUACAUCUUUGGUGUCUACAUGUAGAAAACCCUAUUUGUCUCUCUCUCUCUCUCCAAAGCAAUAGCCACUGGUCUCCCUUGACAGGUAA